This is a messenger RNA of Rhodamnia argentea, 477 nucleotides long. RefSeq names its product protein DELETION OF SUV3 SUPPRESSOR 1(I)-like. NCBI's taxonomy places the organism in Eukaryota, Viridiplantae, Streptophyta, Magnoliopsida, Myrtales, Myrtaceae. Gene Ontology annotation, cellular component: proteasome complex; proteasome regulatory particle, lid subcomplex. The transcript has 3 exons. The record is from RefSeq and is a predicted model, not a curated record. Gene Ontology annotation, biological process: mRNA export from nucleus; proteasome assembly; double-strand break repair via homologous recombination. Bases 111 to 329 code for a protein of 72 amino acids.
CGAGCUGGCUUGCGCGUGUCACGCCUGCAUCGCUUUCCACUGGCACGACGACGUACAAGAGAUUCUACGAAGAAAUCGCCGGUUGAUUUCUGUGGGCUUGUGGGUUCCAGAUGGCGGCCGAGCCGAAAGCGGUGACGGAGGACGCGAAGAACGAUUUGUUCGAGGACGACGAUGAGUUCGAAGAGUUUGAGAUCAACGAAGAGUGGGACGCUCUGGAAGAGGUAAUAGAAGCGCCCCAGCAGUGGGAGGAUGAUUGGGAUGAUGACGAUGUGAACGAUGAUUUUUCUCUGCAGCUAAGGAGAGAGCUGGAAAAUGCUGCCAAGAGCUGAAGAUUGACCUAGGAAUUCUUGAUUGUCGUUCGUAGUUCAAGGUAUUGGUUUGGUAAUCAUUGUCUACUUCGCAAAACAAGCUUUGUACCUUCGCGUGUUUAACUGGAAACUUCUGCAUCCCUUCUUGUUAAGAGAUUGAAAUUCUGAA